Molecule: messenger RNA, 706 nt
Organism: Manduca sexta (tobacco hornworm)
Lineage: Eukaryota; Metazoa; Arthropoda; Insecta; Lepidoptera; Sphingidae
Exons: 1
Coding region: 151-564 (137 amino acids)
Source: RefSeq, a predicted model, not a curated record
UAAUUGUUGCUGCCAUUUAUACUGUAUUCUGAAAGGUCCGUAAUAUUUAGAUUCUAUUAUACUCUUAUCAAUACAUAGCAGAAAUAAUAUACUAUUUUUUUUUGCAUUUUUCAGGGAGAUUCAGUUGAAUCAGUGAUAAUAGACUACCAAAUGGUCAAAGAAAACAACCCUACGGGCGAUCUCAUGUUCAUGAUCUUCGCCUGCAGCGACCACGAAGGUCGUGUGAAACAUUUCAACGACUGGCUCGACUACUACCACUCGGAGUUAGACGAAAGGCUCCACAACUUUUAUUUGAAAGCCAACUACGUGUACCCUAGAGACCAGCUAGACGUUGACUUGAAGAGAUACGCCAAGAGUAUGCUCGGCGCAUUAGUUCUGUCAGCUACUUUUAGUGUAAUGCAACCUUCCAAUGCUAAGAAAGUCAAAGAUGCUAUGGAAGAAUAUUACGAGCCUGAAGAUGAAGCAGAAAAAGAAGCUAAUAUGAAAGGUCUUUUUACAUUCGAUGAUAAAUAUAAGCAAAUAUACAAAAAGAGAUUAGAAGGAAUUAUUGACAGUUUCAUUUAGUUUGGACUUUUUUAUAAUUGUAAAAUUUUAAUUAAAGAUAUUUAUUUCUCACAAAUAAUUAAACUAUGCACUGAAUAAAUAAUAACUAUUUGGUAUAUCUAUUUGCUAAUAUGAUUCUUCGUAUUUUCUUCUUCUAAUUCAU